Messenger RNA from Sceloporus undulatus (fence lizard), 1379 nucleotides. RefSeq names its product mas-related G-protein coupled receptor member H-like. Bases 123 to 1115 code for a protein of 330 amino acids. Gene Ontology annotation, cellular component: membrane. The transcript has a single exon. NCBI's taxonomy places the organism in Eukaryota, Metazoa, Chordata, Lepidosauria, Squamata, Phrynosomatidae. The record is from RefSeq and is a predicted model, not a curated record. Gene Ontology annotation, biological process: G protein-coupled receptor signaling pathway. Gene Ontology annotation, molecular function: G protein-coupled receptor activity.
AAGUCUGGGGAACAGGAAGACAAGAUCACCCUCUACUUUCUUGUUGUCAGUUGUCUUCAAGUUGACUUUGACUUUGACCUAUGAGUGAGAGACCUCCAAGUCAUCCUAACUGAGGCGGUAUUAUGACACAGAUAAUCCCUGAUUUUGUGACUCCUUUAAGGAGUGAUUGCUGGACACCCAACAGCACUGCUCCUUGCAGAUAUUAUGAGCACAAUUUAGGAGAUGGAAUAAUCUACAUUAUUAAUCAGUUCAUCUGCCUCUUUGGCCUGAUGGGGAACGGAACUGUCCUUUGGUGCCUCAGACGCUGUGUCAUGAAGAAACCCAUCAUUAUAUACAUCCUCAGUUUAGCACUAGCUGACUUUGCCUACCUCCUUUGCUGCUUGUUUGUCAUCCUAGUUUUUUCUGUGGAAUAUUUCAGUGGCCAUUAUUGUUUCCCAUGGUGCAAGGUGUUGUUCACAGUGUACAAAGUGGAACUGUUCUUAUACAGCACUGGCAUGUAUUUCCUAAUGACCAUCAGCACUGAAAGGUGCCUGUGUACUCUUUUCCCAUUCUGGUAUCGCUGCCGUCGCCCUGGGUGGCUGUCUGGUGCUCUGGCUGUAGUGCUGUGGAGCCUUGCUGCCUUGCUCUGUGGUGUCAACAUCUGCGCUUUAUGGGGUAAAACAGGCUACCAAGAGAUGGACAAAGCAAUCACUGUUGUAAACCUCUCAUUCGUCACCCCCAUUAUGAUCUUGUCCAGCCUAAUCCUGUUCACAAAAGUGAGGUGCUCUUCACAACAGCAGCAACUAGGACAACUCAGUAUAACUAUAUUACUCACAGUUUUCUUCUUUAUCAUUUUUGCCACUCCCCUUAGCAUAAAACAUUUGUUCAAAGAUUCCAACAAGGUCCCAAAUAUGUUUUACUUGCUUGCCUCAGUGAACAGUAGCAUCAAUCCAGCUAUUUAUUUCCUAGUGGGUUGUCGUAGGGAGAAAUGGUUCAGUGAGCCACUUUCGUUUGUCUUGCAAAGGGCCCUCAACGAGGAGAGAAAUUCUAAAAAGGGGGUGGUCUACAAUACAGAUAGGCAGAUAAAAAAUAACCAAGGUCAGAAGAAGUUUGUGGUUUUCAUACACAAGACCUAAAUUGGCUUUCUGUUAAAUUGGUGUCUUGUUGGGAUAAUAGUAUGCAACGGGAUCUUGCAGCACUUUUGAAUUAACUGUGCAAAGAAAUUGUAGCAUAAGCUUUCACAGACUCAGUCUACUUCUUCAGAUGUAGACUGAGUCUACAAAGGUUUUUGCUACAAUGUCUUUCACUUUGGGGCUCUACAGAUUGCCCCUAAGGGGCGGCGGAAGGCCACCCCUUUCCUGGAUGGGUUAGGGCCACAGCAACCUCAUGCCAUGCCCCCA